AUGAGCGGAGAACAGAUUGAGUCCGAAAUAAAUCAAGAAAAAACAAGUGAGUUAGAAUCAAAAUCAAUUAUUCAUGAAUUGAAUCAAUUUGCAGAACCUGAAUCAAGUCUCACAAUUCACACAUAUAACAGUGCUGCGAAUCUCACGGAGCACCAAACAAUUUUGCUCGAUCCGAACGAAUAUCUAUUUGAUAUCGCAACAAAAAACUCAUGUGUCCGCCCGCUUGAAAACUUCAUCAAACUUUUAUCAAAAUCGAAUGUUCCCCGCGAAUUCACAUCUUUUAUGUCAGUUCCACUAACUCGAACACGAACAGUUGAUGCAUUUUUUGACAAUAUAGAAGCCAACAAAUACCAUGAGGAUGUGUUGGUUUAUGAGAAAACUCGAGUUCGAGUACCACACACCAAACUUGGACAUGAUUAUAUCAAUGCUUCUUGGUUGGAUGGAUUUCGCGAAACUCGAAAGUUUAUUGUUACUCAAACACCGUUGUCAUCCACUGUUUCACAGUUUUAUCGAAUGAUUUAUGACCGGAAAUCUUAUGUGAUUGUAUCGCUUGCGGAACUCAUUGAUGAGAAUGUAGGUUUCAAUUAGGAAAGGAAAUUUCUCAAAGAAAAUGGGCGAAAAUGUGGAACAGGGCCACGUUUUUUUUAAAUGUCACGUGACAUGAUAUUUCGAAAUUUUUUUGAAGUGGAAUUUCAGAAUUUCGCAAAGAAUCACAGGCUUAAAAAAACAAAAAAACAGCUCCCUGAAUACAAAAAAGGGAAAAAAACAAAAAGAGUGCUGAAAACUCAUAAAAAUUCUGCUCCGUAUUUAACUUUUGCAAAGCAUUCGCUGCCGUGGACAAAGCGCACAACAAAUGGAAAUUUAUAUGAAAAGCUUUUUUCCACGGAAAACGCAAAAACCCCCGUUGAAACAGGCGCAACUUUCGCGAGAAAAAAAAAUAAAUAAUUUUGAAUUUUAUUUCGCUAAACAACAGGCAAGCGCACAAACGGAGUGUCGUACUAAAAAACAGGCAAAAGAAAUCGGAGUGUUGUCGGGUUUCUUUUUUUUUUUGCGCUUUUGCCCAAAAGAUACCUGUUAGAAAAUUACUUUGAAAAUAUUCCAAAUUUUCAGAAUCAACCAUACGUUCCUCAAAAAAUCGGAGAUGUUCUCAAAUUCGAUGAAUUUUCCAUUGAGAUGUCGUCGAUUCGUCAAAUCACAUCGACUUAUCACUCGGCAACUUUGAAACUGACAAAAGAAGGACAAGAUACUCGUCAGAUUAUUCUACUAGUUUAUCAUGGUUGGGGAGUUUCGGGAUAUCCACGUCAUCCAUCGGAUAUUCAUAAGAUUAUUGCCGAUAUGAAUCAUAUGAAAACGAUUUUACGAAAAAAGGCAUUGGAUGAAAAUAUGACGGAGGAGAAGCAACCGUUAGUUUUUAUUCUGAAUUUCAGAAGUUAAUAUUAAAAAUUUUCAGAUUUCCGAUAACUUUGAUGUGUUUCGAUGGUUUAUCUCGUAGCUGUGUUAUCGCGGCUCUCGAUAUUCUUUGUCGCCGCCUCGAACAUUCAACAGCUCUCGGAACUCCUUAUGUGGAUGUUCUCGACACAAUCGCAAGACUUCGAAUGCUUCGCGCAGCGGCUUGCCCAAAAGCUGAACAUCAUAUUUUCCUAUCAAUGGCGAUUUUGGAGUUUGGUAUUCGACGAAGAAUUAUCAGUAGAGAGAUGUUGGCUGAAAUUGAUUUAUCAGGAUUCGUUUUGUCUGGUGAGGUUAAAUAA
Messenger RNA from Caenorhabditis angaria, 1748 nucleotides. NCBI's taxonomy places the organism in Eukaryota, Metazoa, Nematoda, Chromadorea, Rhabditida, Rhabditidae. The record is from the annotation of a GenBank genome assembly.